UGAGCUGUGGAAUAAAAGAAAACUGACAAAAGAUUGGGUGAGACAAUGGGACUAAGGGAAAAUCGAAGAUCGUCACCAAGAUGUUGUUUGCAAAAAAACAGUAAAUUUUCAUUAGUCGCGACACCGCCCUCGGAGGAUACGUUUCUUUAAAAGUACUUAAAAGAAAAAAAAUAAGCAACAUUUUCUAAAUUUGCUGGCGAUCCAAUAUCUACCCAAGCGAAGACUCUUCCUGUUGUUGCGUUAUAGAAGAUCAGAAAAUUAAUUAAAGAUCAGAUGAGUACCUCUUAACAAAAAGAGUCCAACUUUCCUCAGCCGAACAGCCUGAAAAUGGUAGCGAAAAAACCGCCCCGCAACACCGCCCUCGUCCUCUCGGCGAUCCGGAAGCUGCGGGACAUCCAGGGCACAACUUCGCGCGAGAUAAUGAACUUCAUCGCCUCGGAAUACGACGUCUCAGGCCCCAGCCUGAAGCGCCACGUCCAGAUGGCCCUGAAGCGCGGCAUGUCUUACGGCUUGAUCCAUCGCGCAAAAGGCGGUUACUACCUCUCGAACCCUAAGGGGCUGACAAUCAGCUGCGACGACUUGGUGGAUCGUGGCAGAAGAGGAGGGUGCAAGGGCAGGAAACGACGCAGGCGAAGGAGCAGGCGCGGAAAAUGCGGACGCAGGCGAUCCCGCAGGCGAAGGAGGCACGGCAGGGGAAAGUGCAGGGGAAAACGCAGCAGCAGGAGGAGGAGGAGGGGCAGGGGGAAGAGGAGGUGCGGACGUCGAGGGCGCAGGCGCGCAGGCGAAGACGAGAUGGACGAGAUGGCCGCCAUCUUGCCGCGCGACAGCCCCAGAAAACCCACCAGACUCGGACGUGGCAAAUUCCCUGAGAGGGGCGCCACUCGCAGUAAGAGUCUUAGCGAUCGAUCUUCGGCUACCCGGUCUUCGGGAGGCAGUGCGGCUCUCGAUGGCCAGACGCCGCUGUAA
Messenger RNA from Diprion similis, 966 nucleotides. Its product is annotated as pre-mRNA-splicing factor CWC25-like. The record is from RefSeq and is a predicted model, not a curated record. The transcript has 3 exons. Gene Ontology annotation, biological process: nucleosome assembly. Gene Ontology annotation, molecular function: DNA binding. Bases 328 to 966 code for a protein of 212 amino acids. NCBI's taxonomy places the organism in Eukaryota, Metazoa, Arthropoda, Insecta, Hymenoptera, Diprionidae. Gene Ontology annotation, cellular component: nucleosome.